UGCUAGCGAAGGCUAUACACGUGUAUUCCUCUGACUCCAGCCAUUUGUAAUAUCAUAUGUUUUUGAUUCAGACUUAUAUCCCUGUCGUCGUCCUUGCACACACAUUCGUCACUGAAAUUUACAUCGUGCGUCCGUUUUAUCCAUACAAAUAAACACGUGGGGUCACAACUUAUUGCCUGAACUUGUCCUGCAGUUUUUCCAGUAUCUUCAGAUACAAUGACUCUAAAGAGAUCAUCAAAGAAGAAAGUAUAUGCGUUUUUUCCUCGGCUACCGCCGUAAGCUUGCGGGCCGACAGCUGUGAAAUGGUCGGUGAGUAAAUACUAAACAAUUUGGACAACGUAGAACUUCUGUUCUCACUGUGAGACUCGUCAUACCGGGAGCAAUAUCGGCUCUGGGCACUGGCGAUGAAACACCUCAAUCAUUAUCUCGAAAUAGGUUGCCGUUUGGUCGGUGCAUUUGACGGUGAUACAGUAUCCAGCGGCGUUUCACCGUCACGAAAGUGGCAACUGUAAAUCAUUGAUCAUUUUGCAGGUCCUCAUUCAGUUUCAUUGAAACUAGAACAAAAGAAAUAGAAUAUAUUCGCUCAUGUUGUGCACACCUCAUGCAAUGGCCGAACGCGCGUCACCAACGCUAUUCGCUGCGAGUCUAGUGACCUCGGUGGUAUUGGAAGCGUAGAAAUCACGAGAAAUGAAGCAUCUGGUCCCUAAUGAAGAGUUCUUUUAGGUGCUAGCACAGUUAGCGAUGCUGUGGCAAAAAAAGAUACCCGCACUUCACAUGUAAACAUAGCUGGCUACCCGGCGGCUAUCACACAAGGUACUUUCUCCGGAGGCCGCAUCGCGGCGCCACCAGUUUGUCGCACAGUCCCUAUAGUAGCGAUGGUAGCGAGUAGCCAAGCCCGGCCAAGCCAGUGCUAGUGCUCUAGUCCUAUCGCUUGGGCUCGAAAGCAGCGGAAGUUUUUGAACGUGGUUUCAAGGCUCGAGUUCACACGGUGGUUCGAUAUUAAAUGAACGAGUGGUCAAAAUGGACUUCGUUGCUAUUCACCACGAAUUAAUCUCCCAGAUACUUUCAGAUCUGAAACGUGAAUUCAGAGAGAAGAAAUCGAUAUCAAGGACCACAUUCGGAGAGUUGGAAAGUGUGUUUCAUGGCCAGUUGCAGUCUGCCCUGGCGAUUAUCGACAGAAGGCGUGUAAAAAAGGUGACGUGCACAAAGGGCAGAGUGGUUUUCCAGAUUGUGGGAGCAACGAGAGAGGUUUAUACCUGCCUACCGACUAGCAACUUCUGUUGUUGCUAUUCGUACCUUCAUCAAGUGAUCCGGAAACAAGAAGUGCCCAUGUGCAAGCACGUCCUCGCAGCACGUUUGGCUGAAGCCCUUGGCAUCUAUGACAGUGUACAGUGCUCCGAUGAAACGCUCGCACUGAUGCUUAAGAGCAUGAUGUCUUCAUAGGAGUUAUUUUUUUCUUUUUUGCCUCAUUGUAAUAUUUGAAGAGGGCUGUAAAAUACAAGCAAUCUGGUGUACCGAUGUAGAUGGUGACAUUUCCUUGAGCUUGAGGAGCGGAACACAGUGACACAGAACUGGACAGGAUGAGACAAGAGAGACAAGGCUCAGACAGGACUGUGUCACCUUCUGCAUGAUAAUAUUUAUUGAAAGCAUGAAAGUGCAAAUAAUUUUAAGACUAAGCUUUUAAGCUUAUUAGUCGAUCGAGGCCCCUCUGUAAGACUGGAGAGGUGCACAUACAGUAGACUUGUUUUCCGUAUUAUGACCAUUCUGACCAUUUUUCCUCGCUGUAAUACUGUAUUUGCAAACGAGAACAGUAUAUUAAAAAUAUACUAAUUGUU
This is a messenger RNA of Ornithodoros turicata, 1835 nucleotides long. RefSeq names its product zinc finger SWIM domain-containing protein 7-like. The transcript has 5 exons. Gene Ontology annotation, cellular component: Shu complex. NCBI's taxonomy places the organism in Eukaryota, Metazoa, Arthropoda, Arachnida, Ixodida, Argasidae. Gene Ontology annotation, biological process: double-strand break repair via homologous recombination. The record is from RefSeq and is a predicted model, not a curated record. Bases 1021 to 1443 code for a protein of 140 amino acids.